This is a messenger RNA of Syzygium oleosum, 3113 nucleotides long. Its product is annotated as alpha-xylosidase 1. Gene Ontology annotation, molecular function: hydrolase activity, hydrolyzing O-glycosyl compounds; carbohydrate binding. The transcript is spliced from 3 exons. The coding region runs from base 120 to 2915 and encodes 931 amino acids. Gene Ontology annotation, biological process: carbohydrate metabolic process. The record is from RefSeq and is a predicted model, not a curated record. Lineage: Eukaryota; Viridiplantae; Streptophyta; Magnoliopsida; Myrtales; Myrtaceae.
CUCUCUUCAGAGUUCUAAGUUCCAACAAACCCCCCCGGUCGAAACCCUUGUCUAGCCUUCUUCCCACUAACCAAAAAAGCUCACUCUUCCCAGUUCAGUCUCGAAGCAGGAGCACCCAAAUGUCGCCUUCUCUCCGGCUACCCCUUCCGUUCCCGACCCCCCUCCUCCUCCUCCUCCUCCUCCUUUGCAUUGCCCCCGCGCACUGCGCUCGCUCCGCCUCCGCCGCGGCCAAGAUCGGCAAUGGCUACCGCCUCGUCUCCGUCGAAGAAACCCCCAACGGUGGCCUCCUCGGCCACCUCCAGCUCAACCAGAAGUCCUCCAUCUACGGCCCCGACAUUCCCCACUUGCAGCUCUUCGUCAAGCACGAGACGGAGGACCGGCUGAGGGUGCACAUCACGGACGCCGAGAAGCAGAGGUGGGAGGUCCCCUACAACCUCCUUCCCCGGGAGGCGCCGCCGCCCCCGUCGGCCGUCGCGUGGUCCCGGAAGACGAGCCCCCCGGUCGCCGCCUCCGAGUACUCCGGCACCCAGUUCAUCUUCAGCUACACUUCCAACCCCUUCACCUUCGCCGUCAAGAGGAAGUCCGACGGGCAGACCCUCUUCAACUCCGCCUCCGGCGACUACGACCCGUACAGCGCCCUCGUCUUCAAGGACCAGUACCUCGAAAUAUCCACGAAGCUGCCCACGGACGCCUCCUUGUACGGCCUGGGAGAGAACACGCAGCCCCACGGGAUCAAGCUGUAUCCGAACGACCCGUACACGCUGUACACGACGGACGUGUCGGCGAUCAACCUGAACACGGACCUGUACGGCUCUCACCCGGUGUACAUGGACCUGAGGAACGUGGGCGGGAAGGCCUCCGCGCACGGCGUGCUGUUGCUCAACAGCAACGGCAUGGACGUGUUCUACAGAGGGAGCUCGCUGACAUACAAGGUGAUCGGAGGGGUGUUCGACUUCUACUUCUUCGCCGGCCCGACGCCUCUCGCCGUCGUCGACCAGUACACGCAGUUCAUCGGCCGGCCGGCUCCGAUGCCCUACUGGGCUUUUGGGUUUCAUCAGUGUAGAUGGGGCUAUCAUAACCUUUCUGUUGUUGAAGAUGUGGUUGCGAACUACCAGAAAGCUAAAAUCCCGCUCGAUGUGAUUUGGAACGACGAUGAUCACAUGGACGGCAAGAAGGAUUUCACCUUGCACCCUGUCAAUUAUCCCCGUCCAAAGCUUCUGGCUUUCCUGGAGAAGAUCCACAGUAUGGGCAUGAAGUACGUUGUCAUGACUGAUCCGGGAAUCGGCAUCAACUCCACCUACGGUGUAUACCAAAGAGGUUUGGCCAAUGAUGUCUUCAUCAAACAUGACGGCGAGCCCUAUAUCGCUCAAGUUUGGCCAGGUGCUGUUAACUUCCCCGACUUUCUUAACCCAAAAACUGUAGAGUGGUGGGGUGAUGAAAUCCGACGCUUUCACGAGCUUGUCCCUGUCGAUGGCUUGUGGAUCGACAUGAAUGAAGUUUCCAAUUUCUGCUCGGGGAAGUGCAAGAUCCCCAAGGACACGAUAUGCCCCAAUGGGACUGGGCCGGGCUGGAUCUGUUGCUUGGACUGCAAGAAUAUUACCGAUACCAGAUGGGACGAUCCGCCUUACAAGAUAAAUGCUUCGGGAUUGCAAGUACCAAUAGGUUUUAAAACCAUAGCUACAAGUGCUGUCCAUUACAAUGGUGUAUUGGAGUAUGAUGCUCACAGUAUAUAUGGCUUCUCACAAUCAAUUGCAACUCACAAAGCACUCGAAGGGCUUGAGGGAAAGAGACCCUUCAUAUUGUCGCGCUCAACUUUCGUGGGCUCCGGGAAGUAUGUCGCUCACUGGACUGGAGAUAACCAAGGCACUUGGGAGAAUCUGAAGUAUUCCAUCUCCACUAUGCUGAAUUUUGGCAUAUUCGGAGUGCCGAUGGUCGGUUCGGACAUAUGCGGCUUCUACCCUGCCCCAACUGAGGAGCUUUGCAACCGGUGGAUCGAAGUUGGUGCCUUUUACCCAUUCUCAAGGGACCAUGCGAAUUUCUAUUCCCCGAGACAGGAGCUUUAUCAAUGGGAAUCGGUAGCCGAAUCUGCUAGGAAUGCUCUUGGCAUGAGAUAUAGGCUCCUACCUUACUUGUACACUCUCAGUUAUGAAGCUCAUGUGACGGGAGCCCCGAUCACACGGCCUCUUUUCUUUUCAUUCCCCAAUUUUGUGGAGACUUACGGUUUGAGCACCCAGUUUUUGAUCGGUAGUGGAGUCAUGGUAUCUCCCGUGCUUGAGCAGGGCAAGACAGAGGUCAAGGCGCUCUUUCCUCCUGGUACAUGGUUCAGCUUGUUUGAUAUGACGCAGGCCAUAUUGUCAAAAGAGGGGCAGUAUGUCACCCUCGAUACGCCAUUGCACGCGGUGAAUGUUCACGUGUAUCAGAACAUGAUCCUCCCAAUGCAGCAAGGUGGGACGAUAUCCAAGGAAGCGAGAAGAACGCCGUUUAGCCUUGUGGUGACUUUCCCAGCUGGAGCCCAGGAGGCGGACGCGAAAGGCCAAUUGUUUCUCGAUGAUGAUGAGCUUCCAGAGAUGAAACUAGGGGGUGGGUCUUCCACAUAUGUCGAUUUUUACGCGACUAUUAGUAAGGGGAAGGUCAAGGUGUGGUCGGAAGUGAAGGAGGGCCAGUUCGCAUUGCAGAAUGGUUGGAUCAUGCAGAAGGUGUCCGUGUUAGGAUUGGACGGGAUUGGGGCAUCCGACCUUGAGAUCGACGGUGACAGCGCCACAGAGAAUGCGGAAAUGAGCGUCUCGCCACAGAACUUCUUGGUGCCGGUCUCUGGUGUUGAAGAAACGAAGAGCAUGAUGGUUGAGAUCAGCGGGCUCAAGCUGCCUCUGGGGAAGAACUUUGCCAUGUCAUGGAAGAUGGGAACCAAAGGUUAAGAGAUUUCAGAAUAACCCUGUAUUCGUGAUCGAUUAGUCUACUUUUACUUUGUUGUUGGUUGUUCAUGGAAAGGAGAUGAGUUCAAAGAGAGAUUGCCCAUCCUUUUCCACUCGAGUUAAAAAAAGAAAUGUGACCAAAGAGCGGGGUCUUAGCUUUUCCAUUGUUUGCUUGAAAUAAAAGUUGCACCGUUUUCACGA